AUAAUGAAUUCCUCCUUGCUCAAGUUUUCUUAGAAGAGACUCCAGUGACCACUUGCAGAGGAUUUUAUCUCUAAAAAUAAGGUCAUCCUACUGAGUUCAAAUCUAGUCUCAGACAAAUUUAGUAACUAUAUAUUGGGCAAGUCAUUUAACUCUGUUUCUCACAUCGUAAAAUCAGCUGAAGAAGGAAAUGGCAAACCAGUCCAGCUGCUAAGAAAAACUCCAAAUGGGGUCAUGAAGAACUGGACAUAAUUGAAUAAAAACAAUUAUUGAGGGGCUUAAGAAUUUUAAGAAUCAGUAUUGGUCCUGGGGUAAAAGGAUGUCAUUAGAGAACUAUAUAAGCAAAAAAAAAAAAAAAAAAAAGAUGAGCUGGUCACAUGGCCAAAGCAAGGAAAAAUCCCCUGGAAAACCUUUGUGCUGCAUCUGGCAUCCUCGAGGGGCAAUGAGGAAGUUUCAGAUACAUGGCAGACCCUGUGAGAUGAGUUUGUGGAGAGACCUGGACAAUCGUGAAUAGUGUCACAGGAUGGACAGACUCCAGUGAGGUGUGAGCCGCAUCAUUGGAGAGAACAUUCACAUUGAUGAGAUCAUAGAACCCCCUGAAGUAUUAGAGUAUCAAGAAGAAAGAUGAAGAAAUUGUCUGGGAAGAUACAAUACUAAUCGGUGGAGAUCCACUGGGGGAAAAAUACAAUGAAACUGAGAAGUUAUUUGAGUCACAUACUAUUGUUGACAUCACAACAGUUCCUGUUUUCAUGCUCUGGACAAAUAAAGACACCAGAAACUCUAGGUGAAGCCAAUACUCACCUCUCUGUCUUUCCACCUAGUCCUCUAAACUUUAUGCUGCCACCAUUUGGAGCCACUAUAUAAUUGGUUAUUUGAUUUAUUAUAAAAGUCAUUUGACGAAAUACUUCCUUACCACAAUUAUAUAACAAAAUUCUACGUAAUAAGAGAGACUUAUGAGGUUACAGAACCCAUAAACCUCUUUGUAGUUAGUGUUUCUUUUUUUGGUGGGCGUAUUACUAGCAAACUUUUUUUGUGACCUGUUGCUUAGCAACUGGCAUCUAUGGAAAGUGUUUGCACUCUAGUAAGACAUUCUAGUUAGAGAUCUCGGUGGUCAUAUGCCCUUUGCCACAAAAGGAAAUUAAUUUUUAAUCAUGCAAAGAACUUGAAAAGCUGCCACUGAGAAGGGGCCAUCUGUGGCUAUGGCAGACUUUUUUUUCCUGGCUCCAGAAAUAGUAUUGCCCUUUAGGCCACUGUCUUCUGAACAGUUCAACAAGAUUAGAAGUGCUGCUGAAAAAUCCUGGAAGAAUGAAACUCAAUGGAUGGAGAGGUGUCCAACAACAUACGGAGCCCAUUACCGGAGCAAAAAAGUGGAUGAGCCCCCACGUAUUCAACCAUUCAAUGAAACCAGACUCAACAACCCUCAUCCACACGAAUUGUUUCUAGUGAACAAAAUCCAUUAUCUUCCUGGAUAUUACAAUUCUAAAGCACGAGAGCCUGAAAGAAAAAAAGCUCCUCCCACUCCUGAUAUUACCAGUUACUUUAAGGAUUCACUGAAUGUUAAGCGACGAGUGAUGCACCAAGUUGUGACUUCUGAUAUUUGCCUUCCUGCACAUGGGAAAAAUAUCGAUAUGCGAUCAAGAUCGGCAAUAUAUGGUAGCCCGAAAAUUUUAAUUCCAAGGAGGAAUGUUUAUCCAAGACAUGAAGACAAGGGGAUCAGGAAAUGGUCCUCCAGCUCGGAGAUUAGCCAGAGUUCAGUGCCGAGGAGCCAGGAUUAAGGCCAGAUCCUGUGGGCACAAGGAAGGCCAUGUACCAAGAAGAAUAUUGGCUUUAUUAGCUGCAAUUUAGCUUGAGUCCAAUAUAAUAUAUCUUAUCCCAGGAGUUGUUUCGGGGGGUUUAUUUCAAAAGCAAAUGACAUUUCCCCCCUUAGAAGUGGCCACAAUUUUCUCUAGGACUCAUCUCCACUGAAGAUUAAUGUAAACUAAAAGUCAUCUUCAGUCCUGGAGGAAAGCUGGAAAACAAUAGCAUUAAAUAUAGUGCAAUUUAGAGUUUGCAAAGCGCUUCACUUAUUUUAUUUGAUUCUCUUGUAAACAGGAUUUGAAGGAGAAAGGGUAUCAUGUUCUCCUAACAACUUUGCUCACUUUGAAUUUGGGGAACUUCCAAUCUUAUUUCCAUGUGCAACCAACAACCUUGAGGAUAGAUAAUGUCCCGGUCCUUCCUUCCCUACCUCCUGCUUUGUUCUGGGAGACUCUUACUUCUUGCCACUUUGUGGUUUUUGUCCUGAUUGAUGACACCACGGGAUGAGAUGCUGGGUGUAUUAGAAAGAAAACUGACCUCAGAGUCAUAUAUCGUCUGGAAUCCUGACUUGAAUUCUUAUCCAAGUCUCUUCCUGAUUGAGAUUCUGGUAAUUAAAGAACCUGAAGCAUGGGGCAGAUUUGCCCAGCCCCCUUUAAAUGCUUCCUGACCACUCUGAAACUUUCACCUUUGUUAUUGUCUUAAAAAACUGUGUCUUGUUCUGAUCCCUCUUGAUUGUAUCCUUCACUUCUAGUCAAUACAGCAAGUUUACAUGUAUACAGUGAAGGGGGCAACAGCAGCAAACAAUAUGGCAAAGGGGAACCUGGAGAUCAUAUACAAACCUUUCCAAAGAUCAAAGGAACAGGAUUUGCAAAUUGUAUCAUAGAUUAACCCAAAUUCCCAUCCUGCUGCUAUGUGUUGAAUCAGCAGAAACCAUCUCGCUGCUGCUCUCAGACUUCUGGUUCUGUGACAUAAAGUUCAGACAAAUCCCAGACCUCCACAACUCCAGACCAGCAGAACAUCAAAAAGCUGCUGAUUGCUUCAAGAUGAUGACUUCCACAUUAUAGCAAUACCUUUGAGAUGAUUUAGAUAUAUUAAUGAACUAACUCCAAGAUGUCACAGUUAGGAGUUGGUCUGUUCCCCCCACCCCAAAUCCUAUAAAAAUAAGACCCUAAGCUUCUUUCUCUCUCACCUCAUCCUGAGCAUUUGUCCAUCUCCAGGGGUUUGUGCUGUGUGUUCCUAAUUCCAAUUUGUGGGUUUGUAAGUGACUCAACCUUCUCCAUCCUUUUCCUCAUGCUCCCUGCCUCCUUUGACCAUAUCAUUCAACGAUCCUGGCAACAUCAGCCCUCUAUAUCCAUCUCUCACUCCCUUUGUGGUAAUUAAUAUCUGAUCACCAUCUUUUUAUCUCUGCCAGUCAUGGGCUUUCUUAGCCAAUAUUCAAAGAACUGGGUCGUCAGAAAUUAAUGAUCAGAGUUCCGAGGGUGGAGUGAAGCCUGGAAGCUGCUCAAGCUUUCCCAGUUUCCCACAAAAGCACAUGAAACCAAGUCUCUGAACAGAGUCUGAUGGAAUAAAACCACUUUCCAGCUCAAGAUAGACUAUAAGGGCUUCAGAGGUGUUUAGCCCAGAUCAGAUAGACUCUAGGAAAACCAGUGAGAUGGUCUUAAGCAGAUCAACAACUGAGACCCCUGAUCCUGGCUCAGUAGCAGAGCAAACUGGUGGGGUAGCCUUCAGUCCCAGCACAGAAGGCAAAUUGUCAGCCUGGGAAGCCAGGCCGUUGCCUGGAGAAAGGAGACAGGGCUUCCCUAUGACGUGAACAAGACAAUACAAGGAGGGAGGCUCCUGUGCUCAAAGCCAAGGCUCAGAACUGUACAAGAAACAUGAGACAGUACUCCCCAGGAGCAAAGCUUUACUUGUAAUAGGCACAAAAUGGGGGGGGGGAAAGUGAUAAAAAGGAAAUGAGCAAGAAAUAUAAAAGAACUUUGACCAUAGAAAGCUACCAUGAUGAUGAGAAAGACCAAAACGCCAACUCAGAAGAGGACAAAAUGUCCAUAGUGGAAAUCUUAAAAGAGUGAUAUGAAUUGGUCUCAAGCCCAAAGAACCUUCUUGGAAGUGCUCAUAAAAGAUUUUACAAGGCAAAUAAUAGAGGUAGAAGAAAAACUGUGAGAAGAAAUGAGAGGUAUGCAAGAGAGAGUCAAUAGCUUAGUGAAAGGAAGGACAAAAAUUGACUGAAGAAGGCAAUUCCUUUCAAAAUGCAAUUGGCCAAAUGCAAAAAAAAAAAAGUCUACUGGGGAAAAAACACUUUGAAAUGUAGAAUUAAUCAAAUGGGAAAGAGAUUCAAAAGCUAACUGAAGAAAAUCUUACACAUUAAAAACUAGAACCAAGCAAAUGGAAGCUAACGACGCUAUGAGACAUCAAGAAUCAGUUAAACUAAAAAGAAUGAAAAAAAUUGGAGAAAAUAAUGUAAAAUACCUCAAUGGAAAAACAGCCAAUCUGGAAAAUAGAUCCAAGAGAGACAAAUUAAAAUUAUUGGUCUACUUCAAGGCCAUGACCAAAAAAAGAGCCUGGAUUGCCUUCUUCAAGGGGAUCAUCAUGGAAAACGACCCUGAUAUACUAGAAUCAGAGAAUAAAAUAGUCAUUGAAAAUAAUCCAUUGGUAAAGAGAUCCCACAAGGAAAACAUCAAGAAACAUUGUUAUAAAACUUCAGAACUAUCAUCUCAAGGAAAAUAAUACUACAUAGCUUCCAGACAAAAACAAUUCUUGAAUAUCAAAUAGCAACAGUCAAAAUUAGCCUGGAUCUGGCAGCUUCUACAAUAAAGCAUUGGAGGGUAUUCCAAAAGACAAAGCACCUGGGAUUACAACCAAGAAUCAAUUAUCCAGUGAGAUUGAGCAUCAUUUUUCAGGAGGAAAAAAUGGAUCUUCAAUGAAGUGAGAAACUUUCAAUUUCUUUUGAAAAAAACAGAACUAAACAGAAAAUUUGAUCUUCAAACACAGGAUUGAAACAGAUUGAAAUUGUUUCCAUACCUAUAUGGGAAAAUGAUCUCUGUAAGUCUUGAGAACUGUAUCUGUUAUUGGGACACUUAGAGGGGACAUACAUGAGCCAAGAGGAUAUGGAUAUGAAUGGACUCUGAUGUGAUAUCAAAAAAAAAAAAAAAGACAUUAAGAAGUGGAAAAAAGAUUGUACUGGGAGAAGAGAAAAGGGGAUAUAAAAAUGGCAUAAAUUAGAACAAAUGAAGAGGCACAAAAGACCUAUUACAAUAGAGGGAAAGAAGGAGAGAUGAGUAUUGUCUAAAGCUUAAUCUUGUCAUUUUGGGCUCAGAGGAGUAGCAUGUUCACUCAGUUGUGUGUAGAAAUUUAUCUUACCUUAUAAGGAAGUAGGAGGGAAAAGGGAGGGUAAAAACACUAGCGGAAAGGGAUAAGAGAAGGUGGAGAGAUGAUAAAAGGGAGGCAGGUUGAGGGUGGAGUGGGUUAGAAACAAAAUACUACUAAGGAGAGGACAGGAUAAAAAGAGAACAAAUAUAUAUAUAAGCAAUCCAUUUGAAACAGAGAUACAUACUGAGUAAAAGUAAAAGGCUGGAGUAGAAUUUACUAUGCUUCAGCCAAAACAAAAAAUGCAGGGGUAGCAAUUCUGAUCUCAGAUAAAACAAAAGUAAAAAUAGAUCUAAUUAAAAGAGAUAAGGAAGGAAACUGCAUUUUGUUGAGGGUACCAUAGAUAAUGAAGAUAGUGUUGAUUUAAAAUGUAUAUGCACCAAGUGCAUCCAAAUUCUUAGAAAAGAGAAUUAAGCCAGUUAUAGGAAGAAAGAGAUGACAAAACUAUAUUACUGGAGGACCUCAAUGUGUCCCUCUCAGAAUUAGAUAAAUCUUAGCCACAAAAUAAACCAGAAAGAAACGAGGGAGGUUAAUAGAAUCCUAGAAAAAAUCGGAUAUGAUAGAUCUCUGGAGAAAAUUGAAUAGGGACAGAAAGAAAUACAUCUUUUUCUUGAUAGUACAGGGCACCUGCACAAAAACUGAGUAUGUAUUAGGGCAUAAAAACCUCACAAAUGCAGAAAGGCAGAAAUAGUAAAUGCUGCUUUUUCAGACCAUGAUGCAAUAAAAAUUACAUUCAAUAAAGAGCUAGGAAAAGAUAGACUAAAAACCAAUUGGAAAUUAAAUAAUCUAAUUAUAAAAAUGAGUAGAUCAGAAACUUAAAUAAUCUAAUUAUAAAAAUGAGUCAGGGCAGCUAGGUGGUGCAGGGGAUAGAGCAUCAGCCUUGACGUCAGGAAGACCUAAAUUCAAAUCUGGCCUCAGAGACUUAACACUUCCUAGCUGUGUGACCCUGGGCAAGUCAUUUAAACCCAAUUGCCUCAGAAAAAAAAAAGAAAAGAAAAAAAUGAGUCUAUCAAAAAAACAAAUUAUAGAAACAAUAAUUUCAUCCAAGAGAAUGAAUCAAUGAGUCAACAUAUCAAUAUUAUGGGAUGGAGCUAAGACAGUUUUUAGGGUAAAUUGUAUAAUUUUAAAUUGUUAUAUGAAUAAAAUAAAGAGGAUAUCAAUGAAUUGAGCAUGCAAGUAAAAAAGCUAGAAAAGGAACAAAUUAACCUUCCCAAUUAAAUGCCAAACUAGAAAUUCUGAAAUUCAAAGGAAAGAUUAAUAAAAUUGAAAUUAAGAAAAUUAUUCAACUAAGUAAUAAAACUAAGUAUUGCUUUUAUGAAAAAAAAAACCAACAAAAUAAACUUUUGGUUAAUUUUAUUAGAAAAAUGAAAGAGAAAAACAAAUUACCAGCAUCAAAAGUGAAAAGGGUGAACCUAACUACCAAUGAAGAAGAAAUUAAAGCAAUAAUUAUCAGUUAUUUUGGCAAACUUUAUGCCAAAAAAUCUGAUAAUCUAAUUGAAAUGGAUGACUGUUUGCAAAUAUAUAAAUUGCCCAGAUUAACAGAAGAGGAAAUAAAUUACUUAAAUGAUCUCAUUUUAGAAAAAGAAAUCGAACAAUCCAACAAUGAAUUUUCUAAGAAAAAUCAGAUGUAUUUACAAAUGAAUUCUAUCAAACUUGUAAAGGACAAGUAAUUCCAAUACUAUGUAGACUGUUUGGAAAAAUAGGUAAAGAAAUUGUUCUGCUAAAUUUCUUCUAUGACACAAAUAUGGUACUUAUACUUAAAUCAGGAAGAGCCAAAACAGAGAAAGAAAAUUACAGACAAAUCUCCUUAAAUGAAUAUUGAUGCAAAAAUUUUAAUUAAAAUAUUAGCAAGGAGAUUACAACAAUUUAUCAGCAAGAUAAUACACUUAUGUCCAAGUGAGAUUUAUAAUAGGAAUGGAGGUCUGGUUCAAUAUCAGGAAAAAUAUUGCCACAAUAGCAUGUAUCGAUAAUAAAACUGAGACAUAAAUUAGCACCCAUUCCUAUUAAAAACACUAAAGAGCAUAGGAAUAAAGAGAGUUUUCUUUAAAAUGAUAGGCAGCAUCUAUCAGUAAGCAUUUUAAGUAAUGGGGAAAAGCUGGAUACAUUCUCAAUAAAAUCAGGGAUGAAACAAAGAUGGUCAUCACCAUUAUUCUUCAAUAUUAGAAAUGUUGGCUUUAGAAGUAAGAAAAAAAGAAAUUAAAGGAAUUAGAUUAAGCAAUGAGGAUAUAACACUAUCUCUCUUUGCAGAUGAUAUGAUGGUAUACUUAAAGUUCUAGAGAAUCAUCCAAAAACCAACUAGAAACAAUAACUUUAGCAAAGUUGUAGCAUAUAAAAUGAACUCAUACAAAUCAUCAGCAUUUCUAUAUAUUAUAACAAGGCCCACCUGCAAGAGACAGAAAGAGAAAUUCCAUUUAAAAUAACUGUAGACAAAAUAAAAUAUUUGGGUAUCUACUUGCUAAGACAACCCAGGAACUAUAUAAAUAUAAUUACUUUUCAUACGAAGUCAGAUUUAAACAAUUGGAAAAAAUAUUAAUUGCUCAUGGGUAGGCUAAGCUAAUAUAAUAAAAAUGGCAAUUCUAUCUAAAUUGAUCUACUUGAUCAGUGCCACAUCAAUCAAACUGCCAAAAAAAUUUUAUAGAGCUAGAAAAAAAGAAAAUUCAUUUGGAAGAACAAAAGAUCAAAAACAUCAAGGGAAUUAAUGAAAAAAAAAAUUACAAAGUACAGUAGUCUAGCAGUACCAGAUAUAAAACACUCUUAUAAAGCAGCUGUCAUCAUAAAUGUAUGGUACUAGCUAAGAAACAGAGUAGUAGAUCAGUGGAAUAGAUUAGAUACACAUGACAAUGGUAAUCACUGACUAUAGUAGUCUAGUAUUUGAUAAAUCCCCAAACUUCAGCUUUUGGGAUAGAAACUCCCUAUUUCACAAAAAUUGCUGGGGAGACUGGAAAAUAUGUAAAACUCAGCAUAGACCUACGUCUCAUGUUCCAUACCAAAAUAAGAUCAAAAUGGGUACAUGAUUAUAGAGUGUAAUGGGUGAUACCAUAAGCAAAUUAGGAGAGCAAGGGAUAGUUUACUUAUCAGAUCUUUGGAAAAGGGAGCUAUUUAUGGCCAAAGAAGAACUAGAGAACAUUAUGAAUGCAAAAUGGACAACUUGGAUUACAUUAAAAUUAAAAAGUUUUUGCACAAACAAAACCAAUAAAAACAAGAUUAAAAGGGAAACACAAAGCUGGGAAAAAAUCUUUACAGCUAAUGUUUCUGAUAAAGGUCUCAUUUCUGAAAUAUACAAAGAACUGUCAAAUUUUUAAGACUUCAAGUCAUUACUCAUUUGAGAAAUGGUCAAAGGAUAUAAACAGGCAAUUUUCAGAUGAAGAAAUUAAAGCAUAGUCAGAUGAAAAAAUGCUUUAAAUCACUUGAUGAGAGAAAUGCAAAUCAAAACAAUUCUGAGGUAUACGUCACACCUCUCAGAUUGACUUAGAUGACAGGAAAAGAUAAUGAUGAAUGUUGGAGGGGAUGUGGGAAAACCAGAACACUAAAUGCACUGUGGUGAAAUUGUGAAAUUAUCCAACCAUUUUUGCAAAGCAAUUUGGAACUAUGUUCAAAAGACUAUAUAACUGUGCAUACUUUUUGAUUCAGCUGUAUCCCAAGGAAAUCAUAGAGGAAAAGGACCCACAUGUACAAAAAUGUUUGUAGCAGCUCUUUUUGUGGUAGCAAAGAACUGGAAAACUAUUGCCCAUCAUUUGGGGAAUGGCUGAAUAAGUUAUAGUUUAUGAAAGUAAUGCAAUAUUACUUUAUAAAAAAUCAUGAACAAGUGCUUGCUUUGGCAGCACUUAUAUUAAAAUUGGAAUGAUACAGGGAAGAUUAACAUGACCCUUUUGCAAAGAUGACAUGCAAAUUCAUGAAGCGAUCCAUAUAUUUUUUUUAUUUUUUUGCUGAGGCAAUUGGGGUUAAAAUUGGGGUUAAAUGACUUGUCCAGAGUCACACAGCUGGAGAGAGCCAUCUGCACCCAGAGUAAGGACUGUGGGAACUGAGUGUGGAUCACAACAUAACAUUUUCACCUUUUUUCUUGUUUGCUUGUUUUUUGUUUUCUUAUUUUUUUAUCUGAUUUUUCUUGUGCACCAUGAUAAUUGUGGAAAUAUGUAUAGAAGAAUGGCACAUGUUUAACAUAUUGGAUUGUUUGCCAUGUGGAGGAAGGAGGGAAAGGGAAAGAAAGGAAAAUUUGGAACACAAGGUUUUGCAGGGGUCAAUGCUGAAAAUUGUCUAUGCAUAUGUUUUGAAAAUAAACAGCUUUAAUAAAAAAAAAUGAUGAGCAAACUGAUUUUAGAAAGGCCUGGAAAGAUUUCCCUGAAUGAUGCUAAGUGAAACAAGCAGAAACAGGAAUACUUUGUAAACAAUAACAGCAAGAAUGUGAGAUAAUCAACUAUAUAAACAUUUGGUUCUUCUCAGUUGUUCACAAUCCAAGGCAAUCCCAAUAAACUUUGGAUGGAAAAUGCUAUCUGCAUCCAGGGAGAAUUGUGGAUACCUAAUACAAAUCAACAUGUUAUGUUCAUUUUUUUCUUUUCUCUUUUUUCUCUCAUGGUUUUGUCCUUAUUUUUCUCUCCUUCCAUGAUUCAUAAGGAAAUGUAUUUAAAAAUAAACAUAUAUGUAUAACCAGAAUUUUUCUUAAAAACAUUGGAAACUAAAAAUAUAAUUAAUGAUCAGUCAGCUAUCUUAACCAUGCCUUGGUUUGCCUCCAAGGUCUUAAAGGAGAGAACACAAAUUUAAAACCUGUGGUGGAAUAAGUGUGGUAUCCAUUGGCAUCAUUUGCCCUUCAGUGAAGACUUCAGGUCCUUGAGUUGUCCUCCAUACCAAUCUCAUGUACUCUGAAGAAUCCUCACCUGGGAUAUAGUUGGAAGAAUGCUGGGUUUGGAGUCAGAAACAAGAGUUUGAAUCUGGACUCUGCCACUUAUGCCGUUGCUUUGGAUAUGUCAGUUAAUCUCCCUGAACCUCAGUUCCUUUAUCAGUAGAAUCAAGGAUUAGACUUAACAUUUGCUGAAGGUCCCUUCCAGCCCUAAAUCUGUGCUCGCAUGACCUCUUUCUGUUCCUGGGCAAGGCAGAGAACUGAAUACUUCCCUCAAAGUUCCUUGGUUGGUUAAUAGAGUCAAGACCGUAGACUCUCCCAGUAUAAAGGGAACAAAUAUCAAGAAGCUAAAAUCCAUCAAACCCCAGAGCUCACUGGGAAGAAAGAGAAAAUUCCUGAAUGGGAUUGGGGGUGAUGCUGGAGAAGAUCAGUGGACUAUUGUGUUUUCCAAAGUUAAAUUUUUUGCAAUUUAAGUGUGUGUGUGUUGUGUGUUAUGUUUGGGGGAGGAUUAGGAUGACAGUUCUGCUAAAAUUAAUAAGUUACUGUUUCUUGUUUCUUGAGCUUAGAUUGGUGAUUGUGCCUGGCAAAGUAGGCAUCUAAUAAAUGCUUCUUGAGUUAA
Molecule: messenger RNA, 10607 nt
Organism: Antechinus flavipes (yellow-footed antechinus)
Lineage: Eukaryota; Metazoa; Chordata; Mammalia; Dasyuromorphia; Dasyuridae
Gene: C6H4orf51
Product: chromosome 6 C4orf51 homolog
Exons: 7
Coding region: 1197-1772 (191 amino acids)
Source: RefSeq, a predicted model, not a curated record